ACAUAGAACGAAUUAAAUAUAAAUAAUUAUAUAAAAUUAUCAAAUAAUGGUACGAUAAUCGAAUUAGAAAGUAUUAACAUAAGAAUACAUGAAAUAUUAAAAAAAAAUUAUAAACAAACUAUAAAUAUAAAAUAAACAGUGAUUAAUAACUCUAUACAUAAUAAUAAAAAUACAGAACAAUACACCAGCUUGGCGUCUGCAAGAAUUCUUUGAACGGAAGAUGUGUGCCGCAAUCGAUAUGUUGGCAUCGGAGCAAUUGUUCUACGGCCACAGUCCACCAGCCGGUUUCCUAACAGAUUAUACGCCACCAAGAAGACAAACGAAGAUCACGGCUAGAGGUUACUCAGCACCGUGUUUAUCAGUGCUCAAACCUGUGCAGUUAACUUUAAAAUCAGCUCCCAGAUCGUGUAUACGGAUACCAACAGAAAAGAAGAAGAAACACGUAGUGUUUGCUGAUGAUAGAGGAUUCGCGUUAGAACAUGUCAAAUUUAUGACAGAACCAUCACAUGUACCACCGUAUUGGGCAUUCAAAGUCGUAGCCAGUCCACCAAUUGAAAGAAAAGUUAAACCAGUUGUAGAUCUAUGGGAGACGCGUUUCGUACAACCGGCGUCAGAUUAUCUAGAAUUCAGAAGAAGGAUUACAGAAGAUUGUGUGUCAUUAGAAAAUGUUAUAGUGAAACAAAACGAAUUGGCAGUAGACGGUACUGUCAAGGUAAAGAAUCUCGAUUUCUCCAAAGAAGUAUUUGUGAGAACAUCUUCAGAUGGAUGGAGUACUAACGAAGAUACAUAUUGUGCGUUCAUAGAAUCAGGUCCUUUGUUACAAAAUGGUGUGUCAACGUAUGAUACUUUUGGAUUUAGAUUGCAACUUCCAAUACAUUCAAGAAGAUUGGACUUCUGUGUCGGAUUCCGUUGUCAAGGUAAAGAAUUCUGGGACAAUAAUAAUGGAAAGAAUUACACAAUAGAAAAGUCUUCAACGAGAAGUGUUCCAGCGUUAUCAUGUGCUAGAAUUAAUUACGGAAAUUCUUGGUCAGUUAGAUCAGACAAUAAUGGUAGUACUCCAUAUUGGUGAAAGUGAAUACUAAAACGAAAUGGUUCUUUUUUUUGGUUCUAACAAUCCUUAAGGGAUCUGUGAUGCUUGUGCCAUAGUGUCAGAAGAUAGAGGUAUCUAUAUUUUUCAAAUUAUCGUUAUUUUAUCUUGAAUCAAGUGCUAGUGUUGCGCGAUUGUCGAUAUAUUUUAAGGAGACAUUAUUUUUAAGUGAGACGCGAUCUGUUGGUAUCGUUGACUUGGCUGAGGCAAUAACAAUAUUAUUUAUUUCAUUAUAUAACAAAUACGAUAUCAAUACAGAGCGCAACACUUUCACUUAGUGCAGAUUAAGUAAAGGUUAUUUAUGUAAACUUGCAUGAAGUCUGUUGAAAACACUAACCGCACUUAUCGUUAUAUUCUGAGACCAAACUUCCCAUAUAAAAAUAUCGUCAUCUCUCUCAUUAUCACUGACAAAACAGAGAUAACAAAAUAUUUUCAUACAGGGAUUGGUCUCAGAAACCAACGAUUAGUGAGGUAACCUCGUUAACGUCACUUAGAAGAUAUCUCAUGUUGAAUAUAAAGGUAUCCCUUAGCGACCAAUAAAACUAAUGUGGCGAUUAAACUAUUUAAUAUAUUGAAAUAUA
Messenger RNA from Papilio machaon (common yellow swallowtail), 1668 nucleotides. RefSeq names its product protein phosphatase 1 regulatory subunit 3C (gene Gbs-70E). Lineage: Eukaryota; Metazoa; Arthropoda; Insecta; Lepidoptera; Papilionidae. Gene Ontology annotation, cellular component: protein phosphatase type 1 complex. The coding region runs from base 221 to 1069 and encodes 282 amino acids. The transcript is spliced from 2 exons. The record is from RefSeq and is a predicted model, not a curated record. Gene Ontology annotation, biological process: regulation of glycogen biosynthetic process. Gene Ontology annotation, molecular function: protein phosphatase 1 binding; glycogen binding.